AUGGCUACUCCUCCUGUACUCGCUUUUGACACUGAGGGCCGCCCAGUGAAGUUUGACACCUGGCUUGAUGACCUGCACCUCUACCUACAGCUCACUGCCAAGGAAGAUAUUUCACUGUACGAUCACGCCCUAGGCCACGCUACUGCCCCUCCUACUACUGCUGACAGCACUCAGCGCUCACAGUGGCAGACUCGUGACGCUCACGCUCGCUUUGCCAUUCGCAACUCCCUGCCGCUAGAUGAGCGCGAGCACUUUGGCCAGCACAAGACUGCUAAGGACCUGUACACUGCUGUAGUUGCUCGCUACUCCUCGCCUGCUUCUGCCGCACUAGGCCGCCUCUCCCUCCCCUACCUGUUCCCCGACCUGGCCUCCUUCCACACCGUUGCUGACCUCAUCACCCACCUCAAGACUAGUGAGGCCCGCUUCCGCGCUGCUAUGCCUGCCGAGUUCCUAGCUAACGACUCCCCCCCGCUCUGGCUCGUUCUCUACCACCUAGUCACCCGCCUCCCUGACUCUCUGCGCGCAGUCAGGGACCAGUUUCUAGCUCGCUGCCCCACUGAGCUCACCAUUGCCCUCCUCGAGAAGGAGCUACUUGCAGCCGAGGCGAGUGUCGUCGCUGUAGGUGCCUCUCGUGGUGACCCCCGCACUCCUUUCUUUGAGGGGUGUUCCCCUUCCCCCCUCCUUCCCUCUGUCGCCUCUGCUUCUGCUGUCGACCUUCUUGGUGCUGAGAAGGUCGGGACCGCGUCUGCUUCGAGCGGGCGCCGCAGGACGAGAGGGGGCAAGGGUGGAGGUGGCGGCGGGGGCGGUGGGAGUGGAGGAGGGGCUGGAGAGGCUAGUGGCGGCAGUGGGGGUGGUGACGGCAGCGGCGGGGGUGGUGGCAGGGGCGGGGGCGGCGGUGGGGGCGGAGGUGGUCGUGGCAGCGGCAGGGGAGGCGGUGGUCGCGGAGGUGGCGGCAGUGGUGGUGGCCGUGGAGGCGCUGGCGGUGGUCUGAGCCAGCAGCACACUCCGUCGCUCCAGGAGGCCCGUGAGUGGUAUGCCCAGCGUCUUAGCUGCACGUAUGUCAUCCGCACUGGUGACCGCACUGGUCAGCAGUGUGGGAGGCCGCACCCCACGCAGCGCUGUUUCGCGCGCCUUACCGACGCUUGGCGCACCCAGUUCCCUGAUGGCGCUGAGCUGCCCCGCUGGGCUGAUCUGGAGAGGAAGGGGGUUGAUAUCUGGGCUCUAGACUUUGAUGCUAUUCUCACUGCCAUGUAUGCCAUGUUUACUAGUGGAGAGGGUGCUCAGUACUUGUGUGUUCCGCCCGACCCGGGCAUUCUGACCAGUGAGACUGCCGCUCCAGGUGCUAGUGAGACUGCCGCUGCAGGUACUUGCGUGUCUGCUCCCUCAGGUGAUGGUGAGGCUGUCGCUCUAGGUGCUCGUGCGUCUGUCCCCCCUGGUACUGAGUCGACUGAGGCACUGCACACCUUCACCCUGGACUCAGGUGCUUCACGCUGUUUCUUUCGUGACCGCACUGUCCUUGAGCCACUUGCUCGGCCAGUUGCUGUCUCCCUCGCUGACCCCUCUGGGGGUCCGGUCAUUGCGACCUCCUCCACUGUCCUUCCCUGUCCGGCGGUCCCGUCCGGCACACUGUCAGGGCUCUACCUCCCCUCGUUCUCUACGAACUUGGUGGCAGGUAGCGCGCUCCAGGACGGGGGUGUUCACCAGUUCACCCCUGCCUACGAGCGUGUGACACACUGCACGUGUGCUCGGACGGGUCGUCACCUGGCUACCUUCACUCGGGAGCCAGGGUCGGACCUGUACACACUGACCACUGGGUCCCCACAGGUGGCUGCGUCUGCGUCUGCGUCAGGUCAGCUGUCCGCCCCCUGCUCGUGUCGGUCUCUCGCGCACGACACCGUCCUCUGGCACCACCGACUUGGCCACCCGUCCGUGCAGCGCCUUCGGACCAUGCACCAGCGGUACCUUGUUUCUGGUCUUCCCAGGGUUCUCCCUCCCCUCCCACCCUCGCCGGCUCCUCCCUGUAUUCCCUGUGUCGAGGGGCGGCAGCGCGCCGCUCCUCACUCUUCUGCGUUUCCCCCGACGGAGGCUCCUCUGCAGACACUCCACCUGGACGUGUGGGGCCCCGCCCGCGUCCGUGGACAGGGCGGGGAGCGCUACUUUCUGCUGGUAGUUGACGACUACACGCGCUACACCACGGUCUUCCCCUUGCGCACCAAGGGUGAGGUCCCUGAUGUCUUGAUCCCUUGGAUCCGCGCUACUCGUCUCCAGCUGGAGCGGCGCUUUCGCUCGGACCUUCCGGUCCUGCGACUGCACUCUGAUAGGGGCGGUGAGUUUUCCUCCGACCUCUUGCGCGCCUUCUGUCAGGAGGAGGGCAUUGAGCAGACGUUCACGCUUCCGGCCUCUCCGCAGCAGAAUGGGGUUGCUGAGCGCCGCAUUGGCCUGGUCAUGGAGGUCGCUCGUACCUCCUUGGUCCAUGCGGCUGCCCCCCAUUUUCUGUGGCCGUUUGCUGUCCGGUACGCCGCGCAUCAGCUCAACCUCUGGCCCCGUGUCUCCGCUCCGGAGACCUCGCCGACACUGCGUUGGACGGGAGAGGUUGGCGAUGCGUCGGUGUUCCGCGUCUGGGGAUCUCGUGCCUUUGUCCGCGACACGUCCGCGGACAAGCUCUCUCGUCGAGCUGUCCCCUGUGUCUUCCUUGGUUUUGUCCCUGACGCGUCUGGCUGGCAGUUUUACCACCCUGCCUCGCGUCGUGUCUUCCCCUCUCAGGACGUCACGUUCGACGAGUCGGUCCCCUUCUACCGUCUCUUCCCCUACCGCACUGCCCCGCUCCCCCCUCCGCCUCUCUUCCUCGCGCCAGGUGCUGCUGUUGUAGAGCCCCUCCCCCCUCAGGGUGCCGCUCCCUCAGGUGUGUCUCAGGUAGACCCCGUUGAGCCUGUCGAGGUAGCCGUCGAGUCGCGUCCUCCUCGGGGUACUGAGCCUGGGGGUGCUGAGCCUGGGGGUGCUGAGACUGGGGGUGCUGAGCCUGGAGGUGCUGAGUCUGGAGGUGCUGAGACUGGGGGUGCUGAGCCUGGAGGUGCGGAGCCUGGAGGUGCUGAGCCUGGAGGUGCUGAGCCUGGAGGUGCUGAGACUGGGGGUGCUGAGUCUGGGGGUGCUGAGUCUGGUGGUGCUGAGCCUGAGCGUGCUACACCUGGAGGAGCCCUCUCCUCCCAGCAGCUGCAGGAGAGGUACCUCCGGUACUGCAGCCUCCGGAGGGGUGCUCCUGGCGCCGGUACCCGUGCUUCCCCACCUCCCCGGGAGCUCCCCUCCCUUCAGCAGAUCCGAGAGUGGUACACGCGGCGCUGCAGUCUUCGGAGUGGAGCCCCUGGUGCCGCGGACCCGGACGGUGGAGCUGCUGCUGGUGCUGAGGACCCGGACGGUGGAGCUGCUGCUGGUGCUGGGGACCCGGACGGUGGAGCUGCUACUGGUGCUGAGGACCCGGACGGUGGAGCUGCUGCUGGUGCUGAGGACGCGGACGGUGGAGCUGCUGCUGGUGCUGAGGCCCCGGGCGGUGGAGCUGCUGCUGGUGCUGCGGACCCGGCCGGUGGAGCUGCUGCUGGUGUUGCGGACCCUGGAAGUCCACAGGCACCUACGUCGACGAGGUUCCCCCACCUGGGGCGAACAUCGUCAGUGGCAUGUGGAUUUUCAGGGUGA
This is a messenger RNA of Closterium sp. Yama58-4, 3687 nucleotides long. The record is from the annotation of a GenBank genome assembly. Lineage: Eukaryota; Viridiplantae; Streptophyta; Zygnematophyceae; Desmidiales; Closteriaceae.